Hypanus sabinus (Atlantic stingray) is the source of this 2351-nucleotide messenger RNA. RefSeq names its product lysophosphatidic acid receptor 2a (gene lpar2a). Gene Ontology annotation, biological process: G protein-coupled receptor signaling pathway. The transcript has 4 exons. The coding region runs from base 237 to 1277 and encodes 346 amino acids. Gene Ontology annotation, cellular component: membrane. NCBI's taxonomy places the organism in Eukaryota, Metazoa, Chordata, Chondrichthyes, Myliobatiformes, Dasyatidae. Gene Ontology annotation, molecular function: lysophosphatidic acid receptor activity. The record is from RefSeq and is a predicted model, not a curated record.
UCUUGGACCCGGGGGGCGGGGUUCUGCUGGAGAACGGUGCGGCGGGAACGGGCUCGGGAGCAGCUGCUGAUCUGGGCACAUGAGGCAAGGCCAGAAUUCACUGACUACCUGAAGUUGAAUGUGAACUUGGUCUACGCCAAUUUGGAGGGCGUUUCAGAGUUAAACAUGUGAGUGGGACUGGAGUCAUAGAAAGGCCUAACUUGGUACGCUUGAUCCCAGCUGAGAGGGAAGGAGCCAUGGGGAGCUGCCACUACAACCUGACCAUCCCCCUUUUCUACAAAUCAGCCGGCAAAGACUUGACUGACAGGUGGCGGACGAAGGACGUGCUGGUGGUUACCCUGGGCCUCUCGGUAUGUGUGAUAGUCAUACUGGCCAACACGCUGGUCAUUGCGGCCAUAGCCCUGAACCGCCGCUUCCACCAGCCCAUCUUCUACCUGCUGGCCAACCUGGCUGCCACGGACUUCUUCUCCGGCGUGGCCUACACGUACCUCAUGUUCCACACGGGCCCGCGCACCGCGGAGCUGACGGUGCACACCUGGUUCCUGCGGCAGGGGCUGAUCGACACCAGCCUGACGGCCUCUGUCGCCAACCUGCUGGCCGUCGCCGUGGAGCGCCACCAGACCGUCUUCCAGAUGCAGCUGCACAGCAACAUGAGCAACCAGCGCGUGACCUUCCUCAUCGUCUGCAUUUGGGUCACCGCCAUCCUGAUGGGGCUCAUUCCCCAGAUGGGCUGGAACUGCGUGUGCGACCUGGCCACCUGCUCGCGGAUGGCUCCCCUCUACAGCCGCAGCUACCUGGUCUUCUGGGCCAUCUCCAACCUGGUCAUCUUCUGUGUCAUGUUGCUGGUGUACAUGCGAAUCUUCUGUUACGUCCAGCACAAAGUGCAAAGGAUGUCCCAGCACACGUUCCACUCCAGGCACAAGGAGACCAUGAUGAACCUCAUGAAAACAGUCGUCAUCAUCCUGAGUGCGUUUGUCAUCUGCUGGACACCAGGGCUGGUGGUCUUGCUCUUGGACGGGGUGGACUGCAAGACAUGCAACGUGCUGAUGGUGGAGAAGUAUUUCCUGCUGCUGGCGGAGCUCAACUCCCUGUUCAACCCGCUGAUCUACUCGUUCCGGGACAACGAGAUGCGGCAGACCUUCAAACACAUCCUGUGCCUCCCCUGGCGCAGGGGCACCAGUUUCACCACCACCAGCAACCGGGCACAUAUCCUGAUGCAGAAGGUGCCCUCUCCGAACACGAACACUGACUUGCAGGGCGUGAACUCCUCGGUGUAGGCUGCACCGUCACGUCGGGAGGGCAGAGGUCAUUAAAGGUCAGGGAUGAUUGCACGUUGGGGAAGGGGUUCGGGGGCUCAGUGAUUGGUUACUGCUGAUACGAGGUAACUUCCUGCUGCCCUUGACUGAGGUGACACAAGUGGGUGGACCACGGGUGGAAUGGCUCUCCCUGUCUCACCAGCAAAGAGGGGGUCUGUCUGGAGAGUUCCCCACUGUCACCUGUGCCACUUAUUCCACUACCGCAGUCCCUGUCCUAGGCACUGGUUGUACGUCCGCAGUCCAUUACUAUGGAGACACCAUUGAAGUCCCGUGGUUGGAUCCCAGUGCCUUCAGUGUGAGGACAUGUACCCUUCGACCAGGCACCUAUUGCCUUCAGUGUGGCCCCAUACACUGUGCAUCAGUCACCUGAGGCCAGUGAUCGUGAGAUCUUACACCUAUCAUUGGCCCUUUCCCCAUUCCUAAUUCCCUCAAUCCCCCUCCUCCUGACCCUCUCCCAUGGCCCUCUCUCCUGCCCCUCUCCUCCCUGCCCCUCCCCCACACACCCUUCCCCCACCCUCUCUCCCCCUCUCCCCACCCCUUUCCCUCACUCCCCCCUCUCCCACGCCCAUCUCCCCAUCCCUCUCCGCUCUCUCCCUGCUCUCCCACACCCCUCUUCCCCCUCUCCCCGCCCCUAGCCCCUUCCCCAUUCCCCCUCCCCUCCUUCCCUUUUACCCCUCUCCCACUCCCUUCCUCACCCUGCCCCUUCCCAAUCCCCCUUCUCCUCCACCUGCCUUUCCCCGCUCCUUGCCCCUCUACCCCUCACCUCUGCCACUCUUUCCCUCUCCCCUUUCUCAACCCUUCGCCCCUUUCCUUGUCUCCCGCUCCCCUGCCCCCUGAUCCUCCCUCUCCCCCUCGCUUUCUCUGCCGACCCCUUCCCCAUCUAGCUGCCACCCCACCCCUCCCCCUCCACACCCACUCUGUGUCCUUUGAACCACCAGGGCAUCUGUAUUUUUUAAACCUGAGGGUAUUUUAGCUGAUGUACAGUUUGAUGUAUAAUUAUUGAGUUUUUAUUAAAGGAAGAAUACUUUGACCUGA